Messenger RNA from Botrytis deweyae, 1467 nucleotides. RefSeq lists its product as uncharacterized. The transcript is spliced from 2 exons. NCBI's taxonomy places the organism in Eukaryota, Fungi, Ascomycota, Leotiomycetes, Helotiales, Sclerotiniaceae. Bases 1 to 1467 code for a protein of 488 amino acids. The record is from RefSeq and is a predicted model, not a curated record.
AUGGCCAACAACGAUUCCGAUGAUCCUCAAGCUGAAAUCGGCAAAUCAUCUAGUGAUCAGAAAGAAGAGUUUAACCGUUACGUUCGACAAGACAGAAGUCCGAGGCCACCACCACCAGAGGUUCAACUUUAUGCAAAUCAUCCUGCAGCAAUUCCAACACCAGAUAUGCAAUCUAUGCUUCUCUCUCUUCCGAAAGAAAUUCGACUAGAGAUAUAUCGAUAUCUGAUUCUUCCCGUGAGAUGGGUUUUUGUCAGGCGAGGGGGUGAUAAUUUAAGUUCUGGCGGUAGUUCAUCAUCGGAUGGUUGGACCGACGAAGAUACGAUCUCAUUCGAUGGCGAUAAUUCAGACAUGGAGAUAGAGUAUGAUGGACCCGGGGGUAUCGAUGAGUUGGGAACUUUAUUGUGGUCAAUGGCGGAGCAACAAGGUACGAUCGAAACAAAUGAUGAUCCAGAGUUCCCGUCGAAUCCCGAAGCGGAGUCCAUUCUCAGUGAAGUCGACCCGGCAAUACCUACACCUGACGAUGUUGAAGUGGUGAACUUAGAAGAUGGAGGAACGGCCAUAAGAACAAAGUACGGAGGGAAGUGGGAAACAGACUCUACAAGCUCCGAUGGAAGCGACUUCGUAGCAAAAUACCGCAUGUGGCCUGAGAUCUUGCGGGUUAACAAACAAAUAUACGAAGAGGCCUCUUCCAUGUUCUACACUGAAGCCACCGUCGUCAUCUGUUGUAACGACCUUCUCUUUUUCAACGACAAGAUUUAUAAAUUGGGUACCAUGUAUGGUAUGAAUCCAUGGAGGCACAAUCCUCUCACAUCUGUCGCGAAAAAACUGCCAAAUGGCACCAUACAAUACGAUCAAGAGGACUUGGGUGGAUGUAUGGAGCCUCACAUAUUCGCAAAAUUUCAAAAGAUUAUCUUCGAUUGUGCACUGGAAGAAGAUCAUACCGAGAACGUCCCAUUAUUUUUGGACAUCGAGACUGGGAAAUUUGAUUCUGAAGAUGAAACUAGAUUUCGCAGAUGCGUAAGCAGUUUGACCUUCGUCAAGGACUUUGUCAAGAUCUUAUCUAAAUCCCCAGUCGUCAAUAAGCUCACCAUCAAUCUACUUGUCGAAGUCACGGCCGAGACACGUUUAUAUGCCGAAUCGAUUGAUUCAGAUGAUGAAGAUGCAUUGGAUGAAAUGGAGGACAAACAAAGCAAGGCGGAUCUCAAGGCUAAUAUGAACGCCACGGAAAUAUUCAUGGAUUGCGGCAUGUUCAAACCUUUGAAACAUCUGAAGAAUGUGAGAAAAUUAGAAUUCCGAACCGGCUUUGCCGACUUUGUACCUGCAGUCGAUUAUGAGCCGAAGGAGAAAUAUCAACUUAUGGCAAACAAGCUUAAGAGUUUGGUAGAGGGUAAUUUCAAGGCGCCGGAAGAACCUACCAGGGGCGGUCUUAGAAGUCAGGGAAGUGUCACACAACAUGGGGCUAUCUAG